CACUCACCCCUUUUCAAACAGUCACCAAGUUGAAACAAACAACACCUCAUCGCUAAAAUCGCUCAAACCAUCUCAUUAAAUAUCGCAUAAACUCAUACACUACAAUACAUCACAGUUCAAACACCAAAAAGACGAUGGAAGGAAUAGAACACAGAACGGUGGAAGUGAAUGGCAUCAAAAUGCAUAUUGCAGAGAAAGGAAAAGAAGGUCCAGUUGUUUUGUUCCUUCACGGCUUCCCUGAACUCUGGUAUUCAUGGCGCCACCAGAUUGCUGCUCUUGGCUCCCUCGGUUACCGUGCUGUUGCUCCAGAUCUUCGUGGCUACGGCGACACCGAUGCUCCCGCUUCAAUAAGCAGCUACACAAUCUUCCACUUGGUGGGUGAUAUCGUUGCUCUCAUCGACUCACUCGGCGUUGACCAAGUGUUCCUUGUAGCUCAUGAUUGGGGUGCCAUGAUUGGUUGGUAUCUUUGCAUGUUUCGCCCUGAAAGAAUCAAAGCCUAUGUUUGUCUUAGUGUUCCAUUUAACCAUAGAAACCCCACAGUGAAGCCUAUUGAUGGUAGGCGUGCUGCUUAUGGAGACGAUUAUUAUAUCUGCAGAUUUCAGGAACCUGGCAAAAUAGAAGCUGAGAUAGCUGAGGUUGGCACUGCAUAUGUGCUGAAAAAUGUCCUCACAACUCGCAAAACUGGUCCUCCAAUACUUCCCAAAGGAGAGUUUGGAACAGGAUUCAAUCCGGAUACCCCAGAAACCUUGCCCACUUGGCUCACAGAAGACGAUCUUGCUUAUUUUGUCUCCAAAUAUGAGAAGACUGGCUUCACUGGAGGAUUGAAUUACUAUAGAAACUUUAACUUAAAUUGGGAGCUCACAGCACCAUGGAGUGGAGUGAAAAUCAAGGUGCCUGUGAAAUUCAUUACAGGUGAUUUGGAUAUGGUGUACACCUCGCCACACGUGAAGGAGUAUAUCCAUGGUGGAGGAUUCAAGGAAGAUGUGCCGAAUUUGGAGGAAGUGAUUGUGCAAAAAGGAGUAGCUCAUUUCAACAAUCAAGAAGCUGCAGAGGAAAUUAGUAAUCACAUUUACGAAUUCAUCAAGAAAUUCUGAGCUGAUCUGCAAAUGAAAUAGUCGGACAAAGGUGCUCUUCCCUUCAAUUGUACUCCACCGAGAAUCAUCUAGAAUAAGUUUUGCUUUAUGAUCCCAAAAUUAACAUCCGAACAUAUUGAGUUCAUGCGUCGGUAGCAGAGUCUGAACUCCAUCGCAUGUAGUCGAUAGUUUUUUAUUUGUCCUUUUCAGUUUUCAUGCAUAAAUCAAUGAAAUAUUUAAUCAUAUGUUCCUUAAGAAAACAUUAUCAUGGAUAUGGUGUUAAUUAUACCAAUUUGCUUGUAUACAUGAUAAAUAUAGUUAUAGCUUUGCACAUGCAUAUUUCUGGAUAUUAAAAAGAUAGAAGUUGUGUAA
This is a messenger RNA of Medicago truncatula (barrel medic), 1445 nucleotides long. Its product is annotated as epoxide hydrolase A. The record is from RefSeq and is a predicted model, not a curated record. The coding region runs from base 135 to 1094 and encodes 319 amino acids. Lineage: Eukaryota; Viridiplantae; Streptophyta; Magnoliopsida; Fabales; Fabaceae. Gene Ontology annotation, molecular function: catalytic activity. The transcript is spliced from 3 exons.